AUGGAUAAAGUUAGACUAAUUCAGGAUUAUCUUAAGAUGGUUUCUGAUAAGCAGAAGUCAUAUUCGAAUAUGAAGAGGAGAGAUAUCGAGUAUUCUGUGGGUGAUAAAGUCUUCCUUAAGGUAUCUCUGUGGAAGAAGGUAAUUCGGUUUGGACGUAAGGACAAAUUAAGCCUUAGGUUCAUUAGGCUAUAUUGGAUUCUAAAACGUGUGGGUCCAGUCGUCUAUCAUUUAGAGCUACCUCUAGAGUUGAAUCAUACUCAAAAUGUGUUCCAUGUCUCUAUGCUGAGGUGGUAUCGGUCGGACCCAUCUCAUAUCGUAUCUAUUGAUGAGAUUGAGAUAAGACCGGAUUUGACUUUUAAGGAGAAGUUAGUUCAGAUUCUGGAUCGAGACGUUAAGGUCUUAAAAAGGAUGUCUAUUGCGUUAGUUACUUGGGAACCUGAGGACUCGAUUCAAUAG
Gossypium arboreum is the source of this 456-nucleotide messenger RNA. RefSeq lists its product as uncharacterized. Bases 1 to 456 code for a protein of 151 amino acids. The record is from RefSeq and is a predicted model, not a curated record. NCBI's taxonomy places the organism in Eukaryota, Viridiplantae, Streptophyta, Magnoliopsida, Malvales, Malvaceae. The transcript has a single exon.